Molecule: messenger RNA, 792 nt
Organism: Micromonas pusilla CCMP1545
Lineage: Eukaryota; Viridiplantae; Chlorophyta; Mamiellophyceae; Mamiellales; Mamiellaceae
Exons: 1
Molecular function (GO): acid phosphatase activity
Source: RefSeq, a predicted model, not a curated record
GUCGUCUUCGGCGUCGUCGGCGACACCGGCCAGACGGAGGUCACCCGCGGGGUGCUCAAACAUCUGUCGGAGAUGAAACCGCACGCGCUGCUGCACACCGGGGACUUGUCCUACGCGGACGGAUUCCCGCCGCGGUGGGACACGUUCGGUAGGCUCGCGGAGCCUUUGAUGUCCAAAGUCCCGAUGCUCGUCGUCGCCGGGAACCACGACGUGACGCUCAACGGCGUGGAGUCGACGGCGUUUCGCGCGCGAUAUCCGACGCCGUACCUCGCCAGCGGCAGCGCGUCCCAGGACUGGUUCUCGCACGACGUCGGGAUCGCUCACGUGAUCGGGCUGAACAGCUACGCGCCGGUGACGCCCGGGCGGUUCGACGGGUCGAACGCGCCGAUGUUCGAGUGGCUGAAGGGUGACCUCGCGUCGAUCGAUCGCGCGUUGACGCCGUGGGUGAUCGUGAUGUUCCACGUCCCGUGGUACAGCUCCAACGCGGGGCACUACAAGGAAGCGCUCCGCGCGCAGGAGAAGCUCGAGCCGCUUCUGUACGACGCCGGCGUGGACGUCGUCCUGAACGGGCACGUGCACGCGUACGAGCGGUCGCGCCCGGUGAGGGACUGGAAGGAGGACGCGUGCGGCGCCGUGCACCUCACCGUCGGCGACGGCGGCAACUACGAGGGUCCGUACGGGCAGUCGUGGUCCGAGCCGCAGCCGGCGUGGAGCGCGUUCAGGGAGGGCUCCUUCGGCGCGGGGCGUCUGGAGAUUUUGAACGCCACGCACGCGAGUUGGGAGUGGCGAAGG